GCGUUUCCAGGAAAAGACGCGUACAUUUUCCUAUAAUGGCGGACCAGGUUGAUAACGAAGCUAUCGGCUUCAACGACAACAGAAUGGCGCAGCAGCCACUGCGGUUCCGUGGCCCUACUCCUGCGCCUGCACCUACAACUGCACCACCUUCCCCGACUCCAGUGUUACGUGGCCCGCCACCACUCCUUCGGCCGCCACCUCCUCCUUUUGGGAUGCUAAGGGCACCUCCUCCGCGACCCCCGUUUGCUCGGCCACCCUUUGACCCUAAUAUGCCACCCAUUCCACCACCAGGAGGCAUGCCACCACCCAUUGCACCACCUCACCUACAGAGACCCCCAUUUCUCCCCCCUCCCAUUGGGAAUCUUCCACCUCCACCAGGGAUGUUGUUUCCUCCUGGGAUGCCACCUGUUCCCACAUCUGGAACCCCGGCACUCAACCCUACAGAGGAAAUCUGGGUAGAGAACAAAACGCCAGAGGGAAAGGCAUAUUACUACAAUGCCAGGACAAGAGAGUCAUCGUGGAGUAAACCGGAUGGUGUGAAGAUCAUCCAACAGUCGGAGCUCAACCCUUUGCUUGUAGCUGGGGCUGGAGCUGCAGGGACGGGGACAAGCGCAGUGGCUACUGUGGCUCCCAGCUCAAGUAGUGUUAACACUACAGCAAGCACGGCACCACCGCCAAUCCUUACUCAGGCCCCUUCCACAGCUCCUUCCCGUACACUGACCUCUAGCCCAGACUCCAUUAUCACACCCUCACCCUCUGUGACCAUCACAGCCACAGUUGUAGCAGAUCUUCCCCCAGUUGCUACAGUAACCUCAGCUGUUCCUGUAUCUCCAGUCACUGUAGUGACUGUUUCCACGGUGCCAUCACCUGUUACCGCAGUGCAGACUGUGCCGCUGCUCCCUGCAGCCCUGCCUCACACUGUGGCACAGCCCACAGCGGCCAUACCUGCCUUUCCCCCCGUCAUGGUACCGCCAUUCAGGGUGCCAUUACCAGGCAUGCAUAUCCCGUUACCAGGUGUAGCAAUGAUGCAGAUAGUAGGUGCACCCUGUGUAAAGGCUGGCCCCAGCGCCAACGGAAUGCUUCCUGGUAUGGGCCCGCCCUUAGUUUCCAUGAUGCACCCCCAGUUAGCUCUCUCAGCAGCUCCUGCUUCUAUGGCUGGCUCACUGCAGCUACCUGAGUGGUCGGAGUACAAAACAGCUGACGGGAAAACGUACUACUACAACAAUCGAACACUGGAGUCCACCUGGGAGAAACCACAGGCCUUGGUGGAAAAAGAAAAAGAAAUAGAGAAAGCCAAGGAGCGUCUGGCCCAGGAAGAGGCUGAAGCAAUGGAGAUGGAAGAUGAAGAGAUCAAAAUAGAAAACACUAAUAAUGAGAAAGAGUCUCUGCACUUACGGUAUGUAAUUGUCAAGGAGCCUAAAGAAGAAGAAAUGACAGAGGAGGAAAAAGCAGCUCAGAAAGCCAGACCUGUAGCCACCAACCCUAUCCCUGGAACCCCAUGGUGUGUGGUUUGGACCGGAGAUGAUCGUGUGUUCUUUUACAAUCCGACCACACGGCUGUCCAUGUGGGAUCGACCCGAGGAGCUGGUUGGUCGAGCUGAUGUUGACAAGCACAUCCAGGAGCCUCCACAUAAAAGAGGCAUGGAGGACACCAAGAAAACAGGUAUCAGUAAAGAGGAGUUGGAUAUAACUGUUGCUACUGAAAGUAACUUGGAAGAAGAGCCAACCAAAGCCAAAAAACGGAAAAAGGAGGAAAUGAAGGAAGCAGACUCAGAAAAGGAAGCAGCAAUGGAAGCAGAGCUCAGAGCUGCCAGAGAGAGAGCGACAGUGCCUCUUGAAGCCCGGAUGACCCAGUUCAAGGACAUGCUGUUAGAAAGAGGGGUAUCUGCAUUCUCAACUUGGGACAAAGAGCUGCAUAAGAUUGUGUUUGACUCUCGUUACCUUCUGCUCAACCCAAAAGAGAGGAAACAGGUAUUUGAUCAGUAUGUGAAAACACGAGCAGAGGAGGAGAGGAAGGAGAAGAAAAACAAACUGAUGCAUGCCAAAGAUGAGUUCAGGAGGAUGAUGGAAGAGGCGAAGCUUACAGCCAGGACAACGUUCAGUGAAUUUGCAGUGAAGUAUGGCCGAGAUCCACGAUUUAAGACCAUAGAGAAGAUGAAGGACAGGGAAGCCAUCUUCAUCGAAUUCAUUACUGCUAUGAGAAAGAGAGAAAAAGAGGAUUCCAAGUCCAGAGGAGAUAAGGUGAAGCAGGACUUCUUUGACUUACUGAGCGAGCAGCAUGUAGAGGGGGGGCAGCGUUGGAGCAAAGUGAAGGAACGGUUGGAAACAGAUCCUCGAUACAAGACUGUGGACAACUCAUCACUCAGAGAAGAACUUUACAAGCAGUACAUGGAAAAGCUAGCCAAGAACAUGGACAUUGAAAAGGAGCGAGAGUUGGAGCGACAGGCGCGAAUCGAAGCCAGUCUCCGAGAGAGGGAGCGGGAGGUGCAAAAGGCGCGAUCUGAACAGACCAAAGAGAUUGACAGAGAGAGGGAACAACACAAAAGAGAGGAGGCGAUCCAGAAUUUCAAAGCUCUGAUGUCUGACAUGGUACGUUCUUCAGAUGCAACAUGGUCCGACACGCGGCGUAACCUACGGAAGGAUCAUCGCUGGGAGUCGGCAUCAUUGCUGGAGCGAGAGGAGAAAGAGAAGCUUUUUAAUGAACACGUAGAAGCACUGGCCAAAAAGAAGAAGGAACAUUUCAGACAGCUGCUGGAUGAGACCAGCAUGGUAAGAAGUACGAUCACACUGACAACGACGUGGAAGGAGGUGAAGAAGGUCAUUAAGGAAGAUCCCCGUUGUAUCAAAUUUUCCUCCAGUGACAGAAAGAGGCAGCGAGAGUUUGAAGACUACAUCAAAGACAAGUACAUCACAGCCAAAGCUGACUUCAGGACUCUGCUCAAGGAGACCAAGUUCAUCACAUACAGGUCGAGAAAGCUGAUCCAAGAGUCAGAGCAACAUCUGAAGGAUGUGGAGAAAAUACUUCAGAAUGACAAGCGCUACCUCGUUUUGGAGUGCGUCCCAGAGGAGCGCCGGAAACUCAUCAUGUUCUACAUUGAAGACCUAGACCGCCGUGGCCCACCACCUCCACCAACGGCCUCAGAGCCAACGCGGCGCUCUACCAAGUGACCAAUUCACCUCAUCGCCGGUGCCCAACCCUUCUUUGCCCCCUGUUUGGCCAGCGCAUGACCUCCCACAAGUCUCCUUUGACCCCAUCCUUCAGGCUUACAGCUGGCCUUGCAGUGUUAUCACUGGGGUUAUGAUGCUUACAGAUGUACCAUAGAGAUGAACGGUUGAAGUCUCUGUGUUAUGUCGCCUCUUAGCCCUGAAAUAGCCCUGCAUUUAAAGCAAAUGCAGGGAACACAGGUUACCUGGUCUCAAGGUGACCCUUGACCCCUCACCUCUGAAUGACCACAUUGGAGGGAGGGGGAUAGCGAUACGUCUGCUGUCCAAGCAGCCACAGAAGUGUAAGAUAGCUGUUGUAAAUGAAGUUGUGUGAGUGCGUGCGUGUGCACGUGUGUGAGGCGUCCUGAAGCCUUACUGCUCCACUGUGCCCAUCAUUGUUUCAGUGGCUCAGUGAGAAUGUUAGUUUUUGCUCAGUGGUUUACUCCAAUGUCACAGCAGUUUUUUUCUGUUGACUCAAAUAAAAGGCAACUUCCACUGUUUUU
Thalassophryne amazonica is the source of this 3706-nucleotide messenger RNA. It is a transcript of the gene tcerg1b, whose product is annotated as transcription elongation regulator 1b (CA150). The record is from RefSeq and is a predicted model, not a curated record. The transcript is spliced from 21 exons. The coding region runs from base 36 to 3167 and encodes 1043 amino acids. NCBI's taxonomy places the organism in Eukaryota, Metazoa, Chordata, Actinopteri, Batrachoidiformes, Batrachoididae. Gene Ontology annotation, cellular component: nucleus. Gene Ontology annotation, molecular function: RNA polymerase binding; transcription coregulator activity.